AGUGCCUGUCGUCUACUCAACGUUAAAGACAUUUUUUUUUUUUGGACAAACACCAGAAGAGCGAAGUAUGGACAAGGCUAGUAACAGCCGAGCAGAUGAUACAGAGGACGGGGAUUCGACAAAUAAGAAACCUGCAAGUCUUGUUGAAGAACAUAAUGCAGGUCAAAGGCAAGAUCCAUAUAAGAAACCCGUUAGUCCCCUUCCCAUGUGUAUACACACAGACGAGAGCAAUGGCAGACUAAACCGAAAUACAAAACCUGCUAGUGGAGAAAGGCUGUCUAUAAACAAUGAAGAAGAUGAUGUUACACAGUCUAUAGAGAAGAAGCCCGUUAAUACAGGGUAUUCUGAAAUCACCAGCGUUCGAGUACCUGAUAGUAGGCAAACCAUAAAGAAAGGCCUUCGUGCCACUAGUGGAGAUGAGGUGUGUACAGAUCUACCCAAAGAAGAAUAUGAUGUUAGACAAAUUGCAAAGAGGAAACCCGCAAGUGCGCGUGAUGCUGGACAGACAAAUGACCGAGUACCUGCCAGUGUGUAUAGGUCACGUGAUCAGUUGGUAGUGGAGAUACAUAAAGAGGAUCUCUACACACUGGGCUUGUUCUCCCAACAGUUGCCCUGCACUUUUCUCCGUCAACGAGAUUACCGUGACAACGUGACGUCACUGGUGUCAAUGACGUCAGCAGAUGACCGGUGUGAACGCGUUACUAUGGAUCUCUGCGUUGUGGAAAAUGAAAGUGAAACAAAAAUCACGUCAAUAUGUUAUUCUAACGCAUUCCAGACCGUAGAAAACCAGUGUGAACAAGUUACUCUGGAUGUUAGGGUUGAGGAAAAUACACGUGGAAUGACGUCACUGCAUGACUUUAAGAGUAGACUGGUAGACAGUGAAUUUCAGACAGGAGAAGAACAGUGUAAAUGCGUUACGCGGGAUUUCAGCAUUUUGGUUAAUGGAUCCGAAACUAAAAUGACGCGUUUAUGCGACUCCGACAAAUCCCAGGCAAUUGAUGAUUCAGUUGGUGGAAAAUCUGAACUGAAGUCUAUGACUUCUCCUUCAGGAUGUAACACAAGACGAAAUAACAACGAGGAUGACAGAUUUGCUUAUGCAAAAAGUUGCUGUUCCGAUAGAGAAAUUGUAAUGACAAAUUCACAAAGUAGAGCAGCCAUGCUGUCUAGUUCUCAACCCACCUCCACACAGACACGACCCUGGUCACCACCAGAUGCCUCUAAAGUAGCCAUGUUAUCUGAUUCUCUACCCCCCUCCACCCAAACAAGACCCUUAUCAUCACCAAAUACCUCUGAUACAGCUAUGGUGCCGAGUUCCAACAGACCAUUGCUAGAAGCAGAAUGUGCCUAUUCCUCGCCAAAACGCUGUCUGUCGUGUCCCCCGUUAACAGCAAAACGUUAUCUUCCGCAUUCCGUAAUUACGGCAGACCAUCAUGAAAACUCACCCAAAAGGAGACGUAUGUCCAGUGAUACAAAAAGUCGCAUCCUUCCAAAGUUGUCGGAAUGCCUUUUGCCAGACUUUUACAAAACAGCUCAUGAUAGCUUUAAAUGUAAUCUUGUGCCUGGCGAUCAACAGAUGUCCUUAACAGAUUGUGAAACACCCACAUGCAAAAACUCACAGCUGUAUGCAGCUUGCGACAACGCAGUCGUCAACAACGUCUAUAAUCACUACGGUUAUUUUGCACCUUCCUCCAUGUUAACUGGUCUUAGAGUUCCGCCGUUGAUGCUUGUGCAUCGUGGUCCCAAUCUGGUACAGCUGGUGACCACGGAAACGAAGACCGAAAUUGAUAGUGAUGAGGAGAACAGUAACAACGAUGGAGGAAAGAUGAGGAGCAACUGCAGUAAUACGUUACCUUCUUCUGUAUCGCCUUCUCCUGAAAGGAACCAGGUACUUAACUGCGGCAACACUGUACCUGUUAAAGCAGACUGUUCCAGUACUGACGUUAGGCGGUCAUCUGGAUGUAGUUAUCUGGCUGGAACUGGUCACAAUAAGACGUCUGGGACUUGCGCUACAAGCGACAAUAUUGGCAGCAGUUUUUCAUUAUCUCAAGAUGAAACUCACGAUCAGAAUACUAACAUAAGUUCAUAUGAAUUGUUAGAACAAACGAAAUAUGCGUAUCAGAUGGAGAACUCCACACCUGAAAGACCACAAGAGAGCGCAUUUGGUUCUUUAAGGAAAGACACCAGCGCUUCUUCGUGUGGCCAGACUCCAAUUAACAAAGAUAAGCUGACCCUGGCUAACAUAAAACGGGAACCAAUAGAAGAGAUAUUUGCUGAUGAAGGCAACCUGAUUUUGGAGGCAUCCGAGCAGACUGUAAUUAAUGUAGAUGAGAAAAGACUUCAGGAGAUAUGUGGGACUCCCACUGAUAACAUGUCAGUUAAGGACAGAUAUAAACUUAACAAGUUUUUAUCUACAACACAUUUCAAAACUGAGAAACAAAUUGAACAUGAAACUGACAUUGCAUCCAUCGACAGUAGUUCUGCAGGUAAAAGUACAACGAACACGAGAAACAUACACACAGGGGAGAAAACUCUAAAUGAAAACCGGAUGAGAAAACGUCCAGAUAGGUCUACAUUUGAUCUGAGUCGAUCCAUCGUUGACCAGUACCUGGAAACUGAUCACCAAACAUCAAACAGUCUAGAUGUGGCUACGAGUUCCGACUGUAAAUCCACUGCUACUUGCUCCAGUGAUCUGACACACAAAGAUCGGACAGUUGAAGACAAAACCAGCUCCCUGAAGGCAUUUCUUUGCUUCGUUUGCCAGCGACAGUUUGGAAAAAGGAAAUACCUCCAAAGACAUCUGAAAAGAGUGCAUGCUGUACACAACGACAAGACUGUUACUCGAUGUUCUGUUUGUGGGAAAUGUUUUACAACCAAAUCCUGUUUCGAAGACCACGUGAGCAGUGAUCAUUCUUCCACGAACGAUAACUCGUUGACACCAGUGGUUUGUCCUUAUUGUGGAGAGAUCCUUCCUGGCAGUGUUCGGUACAGAUCGCACCUGGAGGAGCACCUCUCGAAAACACACUUCGUCUGCCCGUUCCCCGGGUGUCAGAAAUCACUCUAUAGAAAAUGCAAUCUGACGCAACACGUCAAGAAGGUUCACUUGACAAAAGAUAAAUCGGCUGACAGAAAACUGUGCCCGUCUGUGCAGGAUGAGGCGAGUCUUAAACACAGACCGUUCCCGUGCACGUGGCCCAACUGUGGCAAGUUGUUCAGCGCUAGGCGGAACUUGUCUAUACACAUGCGCAUUCACAACGACGAGAAACCGUUUUCGUGUCGAUAUUGUGAGUACCGAUGUAGGCAAACGGCAGCGCUCAACUGGCAUUUGAUGAAACACGGAAUUAACAAAUAUGAAAAACAUGGCCCGAAGAAAGGAACUAAGGGCACCUCAAGUGAAACUCGUUAAUUCUGACAAUACAAUAUUAAUAUGACGCACAUGACCAGGUUGGUAAUGCUGGUGCUUGUUUUGGUUACCCUGAGUGGUUACGUGCAUUUCACGGAUGGUAGCGACGGAUGUGAAGCCGACUGUUCUGCCGGUGUACUGCAAUGCGAGCGCAAGCGUGGGUGCGUCAAGCCAAGGAUUUCACACAAACCAGGGUUUUUCACAGCUCUCCAGGCAUACCACGCAUGUGUGGCGCCCUAUUUUGAAGCCGUGGGCAUCUGCAAAGCUGACUGUCCUUGAAGAAAAUCCUACCAGGGUGGGCAGCUGCCCCUUUCCCCAGAUAAACAGUUGGAAAAAAAAAAAAAAAUGUAUUACUAUGUCCUGAUAUUGUUUGUUUUUGUUGUUUGUUUUUAGGGGAGGAAUGAAAGUGAAAAUAAAAUAUA
This is a messenger RNA of Gigantopelta aegis, 3822 nucleotides long. RefSeq lists its product as uncharacterized. NCBI's taxonomy places the organism in Eukaryota, Metazoa, Mollusca, Gastropoda, Neomphalida, Peltospiridae. Gene Ontology annotation, molecular function: DNA-binding transcription activator activity, RNA polymerase II-specific; RNA polymerase II cis-regulatory region sequence-specific DNA binding. Gene Ontology annotation, cellular component: nucleus. The transcript has 3 exons. Bases 68 to 3403 code for a protein of 1111 amino acids. The record is from RefSeq and is a predicted model, not a curated record. Gene Ontology annotation, biological process: regulation of transcription by RNA polymerase II.